Alternaria atra is the source of this 1176-nucleotide messenger RNA. RefSeq lists its product as uncharacterized. The record is from RefSeq and is a predicted model, not a curated record. The transcript has 2 exons. NCBI's taxonomy places the organism in Eukaryota, Fungi, Ascomycota, Dothideomycetes, Pleosporales, Pleosporaceae. The coding region runs from base 1 to 1176 and encodes 391 amino acids. Gene Ontology annotation, biological process: lipid metabolic process.
AUGGGCUUCUUACGCGGCCUCUUUCUGUAUUACUUUGUGCUCGUCGCCUCCUGUACUGCCAGUAGCAGAGGUGAUGCGACGCAGCAGCCCCUACCCGGUGCAUCAGCCGCUGGUAAUGAAACCCUAAUCAGCCAGAAGCUGUUCUGGGAACUCGAAGAACUUGCGCGCAUCGUCGAUAUAUCCUACUGUGUAGGCACGGCCGGCCUAGGCAUUCAGAAGCCCUUCAAGUGCCUCAGCCACUGCGGAGAUCGCGACUUUGAGACGUUCGAGUUGGUUACAGCAUGGAAUACUGGACCUUUCCUGUCUGACUCCUGCGGCUACAUCGCUCUGUCGCAUUCUCCUACCAACCCGCGCCUGAUCCUCGCCUUCCGCGGCACCUACUCGGUUGCCAACACCAUCGCCGACCUCUCCACCAUACCGCAGGAAUACGUCCCAUAUCCAGGCGACGAUGACGAUGACACCUCAGACUAUAUCGCACCGAGACUAGACGUGGAUGAAGACACGCCACCUGCUGAUCCACCAAAGUGCGACAACUGUACUGUACACACCGGCUUCUAUUCUUCAUGGCUCAAUACCCGCAACGUCGUCCUGCCACAUGUGUCCAAGGCUAUGGACAAGCAUCCCGAUUACAAGCUGGUCUUGGUGGGACACUCGUUGGGUGGCGCCAUUGCGACUCUUGCCGGGCUAGACUUCAAGGCUCGUGGAUGGGAUCCCUACGUGACAACCUUUGGCGAACCCAGACUUGGCAACAAGGAAUUCAACAAGUAUGUGGAUGAGCGCUUCAGCAUCACUUCGGACCACGAACGCAACAAACUCCACCGUGUCACUCACGUCGGAGACCCCGUACCUUUGCUACCGCUAUCGGAAUGGGGCUUCAGCAUGCACAGUGACGAGAUCUUCAUAUCCGAGUCAAGCCUGCCUUUCUCAGUUGCCGACAUCCACUACUGCGAUGGCGACGAAGACGCGCACUGCAUUGCUGGGAGCGACCAAGACAAGCCUGCCUGGGGCGUGCCUACUCGCUUCAAGUUCUGGCAGCUCUUCUUUGCCCAUCGUGAUUACUUCUGGCGACUGGGCCUAUGUCUGCCAGGCGGUAACCCACGAGACUGGUAUGACAAGUAUCCCGGGCACAGCACAGAUGAUGGUGACGAAGAUGCGCCUGAAACUAUUGAGUUGUAA